Messenger RNA from Prosopis cineraria, 1498 nucleotides. RefSeq names its product peroxisomal and mitochondrial division factor 2-like. The transcript is spliced from 2 exons. The record is from RefSeq and is a predicted model, not a curated record. NCBI's taxonomy places the organism in Eukaryota, Viridiplantae, Streptophyta, Magnoliopsida, Fabales, Fabaceae. Bases 217 to 1194 code for a protein of 325 amino acids.
CCAUUCGAGCAGCGUGAAAAUGAAAAAGUCGAGAUCUUUUUAAGCCAAAUACCACAAACCCUAGUCGUGCGAAUCCUGCGCUCUCCAAAAAGAAAGGUGCUACUUUCUUCGUCGCUUUCCUGGAACAAGUUCCUUCUUCUUGAUUUUUCUCCCAAGUCCCUGAACUCGUCGCUGCUUCAUUCUUUCCGUCUACUUCGGACUGUGCCGUGAUUAGCUAUGGCGGAUGACAUGGUUGCCAAUGGCGUCGAUCAGUCUGGGGAUGGUUUCUUUGAUGCCGAUCAAAGCGGGAGGGAUGCUCGUGCUGCGGAAUUGAAGAAGAAAAUCGAGGCAUUGGAGCGUGAGAAAGAUGAUUUGGUGAAUGAAUAUGCUGGGAGGAAGGAGCUAACCCAGAAAUUGACUCUGGAGAUUGAGGACCUGAGAAACGGUAAAGCUGAGUUGUUGAAGAAGGUGGAAGAAAUGGAGAAAGAGGUCGAAGAGUUCCAGGAGUCUAGGAGGGUGGCAGAAUCUAUUGCGAAAAGAGCAUUUGACCUGGAGACUGAGGUGACUAGGCUUCAGCAUGAUUCUAUUGCUGAGAUGAGCGCUGCUGAAGAAGCUAGAGCAGAGGCAGAUGAAUUGAGGAGGGCUUUGGCAGACAAAGAAUCAAGGGUUGGAAAUCUCGAAAGAGAAGUUGAGGGUUUGAAGAAAACAAAGGCGGAAAGUGAGGUGAAAGUGAGGGACUUGGAGAAGAAACUCGGGGUUCUGGAAAAGAAGGAAGUUGAGGAAAGGAACAAAAGAAUUAGGAUUGAAGAGGAGUUGAGAGAAAAAAUCAGUGAAAAAGAGAGGGAAGUUCAAGAUUUGAAAGCAAAGACUGCUGAGUUGGAGAAGGUAGUAGUUGGCAAUGGAUCUGAAAUGGAGAAUUGGGUUGAAGAGAAAAAGAAUUUGGAGGAAGCAUUGAGGGAAUCCGAGGACAAAGCAAAAAGAAUGGAAUUAAAUAUUCUCCAGUUACAGCAAGAGGCGAGUGAAGCCGAGGAUGUAAUCGGUACACUGAGGGAGAAGGCAUUUGGGGCGGUCAAUGGGCGUGUAAAUGGCCUAGAAGUUGAAGAGAAGGGGUUGAAGGGAUUGAAACUGCAGUGGCCAUUAGUGGCAGCGGGUUCUACGGGAGCUAUUGCUGCCGCAGCUGUUGUCGUCUAUGUCUUUUAUGGGAAACGUAGGUGAUUUUUUGCGGUCACAUAGCGGUUAAUGUCUAAAGAGGCAUAUGAAUGGGAAGAUGAAGAAUGGAGGUUAGGAUUCACCUAUUUCAUUGUCGCGAAUAUACUUCAGUUUUGAUAGGGUAAUGCUUUUCUGGCUUUGUUUUUUUAGCCUAUGAGCUUUCUGAUUUAUAUUAAAGUUGGCAACCUCGCAUACUUUUUGUUGGGUUCUUAGUUGCUGCACCUGAUUCUAUCUUAAGCGGUUUGAACUAAUAAAGAUGAUGUUAUAAGUGUGUGUUUAAUAAAUUACAUUAGUUUCCAAGUUGGGAUGA